This is a messenger RNA of Kluyveromyces lactis, 4578 nucleotides long. It is a transcript of the gene CHD1, whose product is annotated as chromatin-remodeling ATPase CHD1. The coding region runs from base 1 to 4578 and encodes 1525 amino acids. Lineage: Eukaryota; Fungi; Ascomycota; Saccharomycetes; Saccharomycetales; Saccharomycetaceae. Gene Ontology annotation, biological process: nucleosome organization; regulation of transcription by RNA polymerase II. The transcript has a single exon. Gene Ontology annotation, molecular function: ATP binding; histone binding; DNA binding. Gene Ontology annotation, cellular component: nucleus; chromatin. The record is from RefSeq and is a predicted model, not a curated record.
AUGGUACAGGAUUUACCAGACGAAGUCUUAGCGAAUCCGGAACUUUACGGGUUGCGUAGGUCGCAUAGAGCCGCUAUCACCCAUAAUACUUAUGCUGGUUUAGAUUCAGAUUCAGAUGAGGAAGUGAUUCGUCCCAGAAGGGGUAAGCAAAAGCGGAAGGCUGUGAAACAGGAACAUAAUUAUGACGAAGAAGAGGAAGAAGAAGAGGAAAUUGAUGAUUUCAGUGACACUGAUGAUUUCGGUUCGAAAAGGAAACCAACCCGCGCACCUAGUGCCAAAAGGGGUAGGAAGCGUGUCAGUGCUGGUAAUUCAAAGAGUAAACGCCAAGCGAAACGUGUCGAGGAGAGUGACGAGGAAAAUGUCGUUUUGCCUACCAGGUUUUCGUCUCGGAAUAAUAAUAAAGUCAUUAAUUAUACAUUAAAUGAUGAUUCUAACGAUGAGGAUUUGAUGGAAUCUUCCGAGGAACAGGAUGAGGGUCAUAAUUUGGAUAGCGAGGAUAUGGACUUGCAAGAUGGAUAUUCUGCUUCGCCGUCGCCGCAACAGGAAACGCAUAGCAUCGACAUCGUUGUCGAUCAUCGUUUGAAGGAAGGUGUUGAUAAUUCGGGAUCGACGAAGAAUCGUAGAUGGGAUGUGGAUUCCAUCAGAGCUAACUUUGAGUUCCUUAUUAAAUGGGCAGAUCAAUCUCAUUUACAUAACAGUUGGGAGUCCUACGAGGACCUCAAGGAGAACGGGACUAAAGGUUUGAAAAGAAUAGAGAAUUAUUAUAAACAGUUUAUCAUUUUAGAUCAAGAGGUGAGAGCAGACCCAUAUACCACCAGAGAGGAUAUAGAAGUCAUGGAUCUUGAGCAUGAGCGUAGAAUUGACGAAUUCGAAGAGUUCAAGGUGCCAGAACGGAUCAUUGACUCGGAACGUUUUGAAAAUGAGGACGGAUCAGGUUCGUCCCAAUUGAAGUAUCUUGUAAAAUGGCGUCGUUUAAAUUAUGAUGAGUGUACUUGGGAAGUAGCCUCCGAGAUUGUCAAGAUGGCUCCUGAACAGGUAAAAGAGUUCCAAAACAGAACCAAUUCCAAGAUAAUGCCACAAAACUCCUCUAAUUACCCAGCAAAUCAAAGACCGAAAUUCGAAAAGCUAGACGCCCAACCUAGUUUCAUUAAAGGUGGGGAACUAAGAGAUUUUCAAUUGACUGGUAUCAAUUGGAUGGCCUUUCUUUGGUCAAAGAACGAUAACGGUAUCCUUGCUGAUGAGAUGGGUCUUGGUAAAACUGUUCAAACUGUUUCAUUUAUCAGUUGGCUCAUUUACGCUAGAAGACAAAACGGUCCUCAUUUAGUAGUGGUACCUUUAUCAACCAUGCCUGCAUGGCAAGAAACUUUUGAUAAAUGGGCUCCUGGUUUGAACUGUGUUUACUAUAUGGGUAAUCAAGCUUCAAGGGACUUAAUUCAAGAUUAUGAAUUUUACACCAACCCACAAGCUAAGGGCAAAAAACAUCUCAAAUUUAACGUUCUGUUGACAACAUAUGAGUAUAUUUUGAAAGAUAGGUCAACGUUGGGUUCAAUUAAGUGGCAGUUCCUGGCUGUGGAUGAAGCUCAUCGUUUGAAAAAUGCAGAAUCAUCUCUAUAUGAAUCUCUAAACAGUUUCAAAGUUGCGAACAGAUUGUUAAUCACCGGUACACCGUUACAAAAUAACAUUAAAGAAUUGGCGGCAUUGGUGAAUUUCUUAAUGCCAGGCAGAUUCACUAUUGAUCAAGAAAUCGACUUUGAAAAUCAGGACGAACAACAGGAAGAAUACAUCAGAGAUUUGCAUAAGAGGUUACAACCCUUUAUUCUUCGUCGUUUGAAAAAAGAUGUAGAAAAAUCCUUGCCCUCGAAAACCGAACGUAUCUUAAGAGUGGAACUCUCUGAUGUUCAAACGGAGUAUUAUAAGAACAUUCUAACAAAGAAUUAUUCUGCUUUGACUUCUGGUAUUAAGGGCGGCCACGUUUCUCUUCUAAAUGUUAUGAAUGAAUUGAAAAAGGCAUCAAACCAUCCCUAUCUUUUUGAUAACGCCGAAGAAAGAGUUCUUUCUAAGUUUGGUGAUGGUCACAAAUCUAGAGAAAACAUUUUAAGAGGGUUGAUCAUGUCCAGUGGUAAGAUGGUAUUAUUGGAUAAACUUUUGACACGAUUGAAAAAGGAUGGUCAUCGGGUUCUAAUUUUCUCACAAAUGGUUAGAAUUUUAGAUAUUCUAGGUGACUAUUUAUCUAUCAAAGGUAUAAAUUUCCAAAGACUUGACGGUACAGUGCCUUCUGCUCAGCGUAGGAUAUCUAUUGACCAUUUCAACGCGGAAGAUUCUAACGAUUUUGUCUUUUUGCUAUCUACCAGAGCCGGUGGUUUAGGUAUCAAUUUGAUGACUGCUGACACUGUCAUCAUCUUUGACUCUGAUUGGAAUCCACAGGCGGAUUUACAAGCUAUGGCAAGAGCUCAUAGAAUUGGCCAGAAGAAUCAUGUCAUGGUUUAUAGAUUUGUAUCCAAAGAUACAGUUGAAGAAGAAGUCUUAGAGCGUGCAAGAAAGAAGAUGAUUCUAGAAUACGCUAUUAUUUCUCUUGGUGUCACAGAUGGUAACAAAAUAUCAUCAACCAAGAAGAAUGAACCGAGUGCCGGUGAGCUUUCCGAAAUCUUGAAAUUCGGUGCUGGUAAUAUGUUCAAACCAAAUGAUAAUCAACAAAAGUUAGAAGACUUGAAUUUGGAUGAAGUUUUGAACCAUGCAGAGGAUCAUAUCACAACUCCAGAGCUUGGGGAAUCGAAUUUGGGUGGAGAAGAAUUCUUGAGACAGUUUGAAGUUACGGAUUAUAAAGCUGAUGUUGAUUGGGAUGACAUUAUCCCCGAAGAUGAACUCAAGAAACUAAAGGAUGAAGAACAAAGGCGUAUCGACGAAGAAUAUGUCAGAGAACAGUUAGAUAUAAUGAACCGUAAAACUGCUGCCAUUGAUAAGAUUAAGAGAUCUGUCAACGGAGAAACGUUUGGGAGUGACUCAGAAGACGAAGGUAACUCCAAAUCUAGAAAGAGAUCUAAAGCUAACAACUUGGACGCUUUUGGUGAAAGAGAAAUCAGAGCAUUAUACAAGUGUAUUCUUCGAUUUGGUGAUAUUGAAAACAAGUUUGAAGAGCUGAUUGCCGAUGGAUCAUUACCCGUAAAAUCUAUUGAUAGAUAUAAAGAGCUUUACCACGAAAUGAUUACAGAGGCAGAAACUUUGAUGAGAGACGAAGAGGCUAAGAGGCAUGAAAUAUUUAGUAAGUUAGAAAAGGAUGCAGCCGAAUACAGACAGAAAAUUAAAAACUUGGAAAUUAAGCCUGAAGAUGAUGCUGGUAAAGAAACUCCUAUCACUCUUUUAUCUGCUAAAAGAAGAGAGAAAAGAGCCAUCCUAUUCGAAUUCCACGAUACUAAAGCACUAAACGCAGACACCCUUGUUAAUAGACGCGACAAUCUAAAAUUCUUAUCCAAUUUUGUGGAAAGAAACUACAAAGACGACCCGUUACAAUUCAAGUUCGUGAAUAAGAAUCCAAAACCUGUGUCUGCGUGGAAUUGCGUAUGGGGUAAAGAAGACGAUGAGAAGCUGUUAAUCGGUAUCUAUAAGUAUGGUUACGGUGCAUGGAUGCAAAUCAGAGAUGAUCCGUUUUUGGGACUAACUGAAAAACUUUUCUUGAACAAUGAAGUUACUCAGAAAGCUGCCACUCCUGCAGCACCUAGUCUCACACCAUCUGCUCCAGGGGCAUCUGUUGCGGGGUCUUCAACACCUGGUGCUGAUGCUGUAAAGACAGAAACUCCUGACACUACGGCAAACACACCAAUCGUGACGGCGUCUUCUGAAAACACUAAUAAGAAAACAGUGAAGAAAGCUCCCGGUGCUGUGCAUCUCGGUAGAAGAGUCGAUUACUUAUUCACUGUCCUAAGAGACGAAGCUAAGGGUCCCCAAACUGAUCCAUCUCACCCUGCCGGCUCUUCGUCAACCGGAACCACGACGCCUCAGCAAAACAAACGUAAACCAAAGAAGUCUGCUACUACUGCUGGGAACAGCAAUGGGAACGAAAAUGCCCAUACCGCUGGUACCCCAAGUGACGGCAAUAGUGUUAACUUAACCGGCAAGGACUCUACACCAGACAAUAGCUCCGAAACAAAGCGUGGCAAGGCCCAUCACCAUCAACAACCAUCAUCAAGAUCUGGUACGCCUGUCGUCGGAUCGAAAAAACAGCAGAGGAAAGGUAAAGACAUACCGUUGGCACCAAAAGCCGAUAUCCGUCUUCCUGACAAAGAAUACGACAGUAUGGACGAAGAAGAGUGUAAGAAAACGAUGACAAACGUCCGUAGCUCACUCAAACGUCUAAGAUCUGGAGGAGACGGUCUUGAACGUAAGCAAUGGGCUAACCUAUUGAAGAAGGAAUUGAAACGUGUUGGUGACUACAUCGAAUCGCACAAGAAGGACUCGUCUAAGACCUCUCCAGAAAAAUAUAAAAGACAUUUAUGGUCUUUCACUGCAUAUUACUGGCCAAGAGAUGUCCCAUCUUCCAAACUCCUGGCGAUGUACGACAAAAUCAAAGCCUCUGAACAUUAA